GAACGUCUGCACUCUGAAGGUUCCUUCAAUUCGCAGUUUUGGUACAGAACGACCCUACUGCCACGCCUUCACCUUGACGAAGAACUCCGGCGAUUGCAUGCGCAAAACACCCAUAAGCAACUAGUAACAAGCAGGACCCGGAUAUAUCAGAACAGUGCAUGGAACCGCCUCGGAGAGUUCAGCUUUCCCGGACGCUUAAGAACCUCAAAGUCGUCGCUGGCCAUUAUUGCUAUGCCACGUGACUCGAACCCACCAAUCGUGUACACUGAUUCGACCAGAAGCACCGUCGUCUGCAUGCCUCGCCUGUGUUUCCGUCAGCGCUGAAGUAAUGAACCGAGACUUAUUAAUUUUGGGCUGACAAAGGCCGCGAGCAUACUCGGAACGCAAAUAACAUUAGAGACGGCGAGGCGUAUGCACAGCCAAGCGCUUCUUCUCUGGCCUCGGGUGUUCGGGAGCUCUGCGAAAGGUCAUGGGACAAAUAUGGCCGCUCGGGUGAUUGCUACUACGUUUGUGGCUGCCGGUCUGAUUCUACUAGUGCUGGCGGAGGAGCCCGACUUCAUGAAUCAAGUGAUGCCCGUGAUAUGCGCGGCUACCCAGAACUUGACAAGGCGAAUCUGGUACUUGGCUUGCGUGGAGUACCUCAUGGAGUACGGGCUGGAAAACGACGCCAACUACUGUUUCAGCAGUGUGAACACAGAGACAUGGGAGGAAGCUUUCCGAUUCUUCUGCGGGGACAAAGAGGAAGACAAGCACCACUUCCUGAUGCAGUGCUUCUCGGACCGCAUUAACGAGAACGUCAUGUACGACGCCAGGGACGUGGAUAAGAUGCUCAGGAACUGCAAGUACAGGAUUCCGCCAGACUGAACUACGACCUUCGGCUUCAACAACAGCUGCACUGAGUAAGGCUAGUGAGCGCCACUACUUCAAACCACAUAUUUCUGUCGUGAUUCAAGCCAUAUAAAUGCAACGGGCAUUUCGCCGACGGCCGAGCGACAUUUGUUAAGAGCUGCAAGACUCGCAGCCGACGUAUCCUUUGACAAUAAAUAAAAUAUAA
Messenger RNA from Rhipicephalus sanguineus (brown dog tick), 1054 nucleotides. RefSeq lists its product as uncharacterized. The coding region runs from base 412 to 864 and encodes 150 amino acids. The transcript has 5 exons. The record is from RefSeq and is a predicted model, not a curated record. Lineage: Eukaryota; Metazoa; Arthropoda; Arachnida; Ixodida; Ixodidae.